AUGCUCAGGGCUGUAUGGAAUGCCCCUCAGCAUUGGCUGCAGGAGGGGAGAGAGUCCAGGAAGUUGGUGCUGGUGGUUGUGUUCGUGGCUCUGCUCCUGGACAACACGCUGCUUACUGUGGUCGUGCCCAUUGUGCCCACCUUCCUCUAUGCCACAGAAUUCAAAGAAGUCAACACUUCUCUGCACCUCAGCACUGCCACAACUUCCCGGCAUGCCCUCACCUCUCCUGCCUUUUCUACUAUCUUCUCCUUCUUUGAUAACAACACCAUGGCUGUUGAAGAAAGUGCGCCCAAUGCCACAGCAUGGACAAAUGCCACUUCUGGCACCAUCGCCCCUCCAGUCACAGGGGCCAUUUCAUCCCAUAAAAACAACUGCCUGCAACACUCAGAGUUCUUGGAGGAAGAGAACAUACGAGUCGGGCUUCUGUUUGCUUCAAAGGCCGUGAUGCAACUUCUGGUCAACCCAUUCGUGGGGCCUCUCACCAACAGGAUUGGAUAUCACAUUCCCAUGUUUGCUGGCUUUGUUAUCAUGUUUCUCUCCACAGUUAUGUUUGCUUUUUCUGAUACCUAUACCCUGCUCUUUGUGGCUCGAACCCUUCAAGGCAUUGGAUCUUCAUUUUCAUCUGUUGCAGGUCUUGGGAUGCUGGCAAGUGUCUACACUGAUGACUGUGAGAGAGGCCGUGCCAUGGGAAUCGCCUUGGGAGGCCUGGCUUUGGGAGUGCUGGUGGGAGCUCCCUUCGGAAGUGUGAUGUAUGAGUUUGUUGGGAAGUCUGCACCCUUCCUCAUCCUGGCCUUCCUGGCACUGCUGGAUGGAGCACUCCAGUUUUGUAUUUUACAGCCUUCCAAAUUCUCUCCUGAGAGUGCCAAGGGGACUCCGCUCCUUACACUUCUCAAAGACCCUUAUAUCCUGGUGGCUGCAGGUUCCCUCUGCUUUGCCAACAUGGGAGUGGCCAUGCUGGAGCCCACACUGCCCAUCUGGAUGAUGCAGACCAUGUGUUCCCCUGAGUGGCAGCUGGGUCUAGCUUUCCUGCCUGCCAGCAUCUCCUAUCUCAUUGGCACCAACCUCUUUGGUGUGUUGGCCAACAAGAUGGGUCGGUGGCUUUGCUCCCUGAUUGGCAUGGUGGUAGUAGGUAUCAGCUUGCUUUGUGUUCCUCUGGCUCGUAAUAUUUUUGGCCUCAUUGGUCCCAAUGCAGGGAUUGGCUUUGCCAUAGGCAUGGUGGAUUCCUCUAUGAUGCCCAUCAUGGGACACCUGGUGGACCUGCGCCACACCUCCGUGUAUGGGAGUGUCUAUGCCAUCGCUGAUGUGGCUUUUUGCAUGGGCUUUGCUAUAGGCCCAUCCACUGGGGGUGCCAUUGUGCAUGCUAUCGGUUUCCCCUGGCUCAUGGUCAUCAUCGGAGUCGUCAACAUCAUCUACGCUCCUCUCUGCUGCUACCUGAGGAGGCCCCCAGCCAGAGAGGAGAAGCUUGCAAUUCUGAGCCAGGAAUGCCCAAUGCAGACCCGGAUGCAUGCAGUCCAGAAGUCCGUGAGGGCAUUUCCACUGGGGGAAGACAGCGAUGAGGAGCCUGGCAGUGGGGAGUAG
Molecule: messenger RNA, 1578 nt
Organism: Eptesicus fuscus (big brown bat)
Lineage: Eukaryota; Metazoa; Chordata; Mammalia; Chiroptera; Vespertilionidae
Gene: SLC18A1
Product: solute carrier family 18 member A1
Exons: 15
Coding region: 1-1578 (525 amino acids)
Biological process (GO): aminergic neurotransmitter loading into synaptic vesicle; xenobiotic transport; transmembrane transport
Cellular component (GO): synaptic vesicle membrane; terminal bouton
Molecular function (GO): serotonin:sodium:chloride symporter activity; xenobiotic transmembrane transporter activity
Source: RefSeq, a predicted model, not a curated record